AUGGGAGCUGAUUAAAGUGAUGCAAAUGAAAUGAAGACUUAAUAAUAGUACUAAAUGUUUUUAUUGUAAUAUUCAAAAGAAAGAGAUUCUGAUCAUAACUAAUUUGGGUUAGUUAAGUUAUACAAUCAUAAUCAAGUAAAUAAUCUGUUAGAAUUAGAAUAAUUCUAUGAUUUGUAUUAAGAAAUUUUAAACAAAAAGUGAUACUGAAUUAACAUAGAUAACAAACCAUUUAAGAAAAAGGAAAAUUUUUGUACAUCCUAAUUUAGUACAAUUAUUAGCUGUGAGAACAAGCAAUGAAUAAUCAAUUUGUUCUGAUUCAAGUUUAGUUAUGGUUGUUUCAGAGUUUUUUCCAGAUACAUUAUAAAGUGAAUUAAAAAAGAGAAGGUAACCACUUAAGAGAUAUCCUGAAUCUCAUAUUUGGCUAUUGAUCUAAUAAAUUGUAGACCCUUUAGCAUUUUUAGAAGACUAGAAGUAAGUUCAUGGAGAUAUCCAGCCUUAAAAUAUAUAUUUGGAUGAGACUGGAAGUGUAAAGUUGGCAGAAUAUAAUUAUUUUCCUGGAGGUUAGUAUGGAUUUCAGAAGAUGCUUUUAAGUAAGGAUAGAGCCUACCUUUCUCCAAUCUUAUUGAAUAAUUAUAGAAAUAUGAAUUUUAAAGCACAACAUAAUGAAUAUAAAAGUGAUGUAUUUUCAUUUGGAAUGACUUUAUUGGAAGUUCUACUCUUAGAAGAAUCUUAUGAUUGUAUGGAUUUUCAGAAUGGAUGCAUAAUAUAAAAUGUUAUUGAUUCAAAACUAUAAAAAGUAAAGAUAUCAAAUUAUUCAUAAUUAUUAACAAAUUUUGUAAGAGAACUAAUACAAAUUGAAGAAAAAUUAAGGCCAAGCUGGAAUGAUUUGAAAUAGGUAAUCGAUUAAUUUAGAGAUAAAAUAUGCAAUUUGAUUCCAUUUUAUCAAGAAAAACGUCAAAUGUCUCCUACAAAAUUAGUUUAUUAAUCAACCUACAUACCUCAACAACAUAUAUUGAGCUCACCUUAAUCAAAAAUACUAAGCUCUCCUAGAUAGCCAUAAAUGUUAUAUCAAACUUAUCUUCAACCAUAACCAUUAUAUUAGACUAAACAAAUGUAACCAAUACCUAUGCAAUAAUCUAUAUAUUAUGAAUCUGGCUAGAAAUAAGUACCAAUUAAGAAGAUAACUAAAUUAGAAGAUACAGUAUCAAAAUAAGUGUAAUAACCAGAAAAUAAUUCUGAAAAGACUACUUUAAAAUAAUCUGAAACUAAAUGA
Paramecium pentaurelia is the source of this 1273-nucleotide messenger RNA. NCBI's taxonomy places the organism in Eukaryota, Ciliophora, Oligohymenophorea, Peniculida, Parameciidae. The record is from the annotation of a GenBank genome assembly.